Molecule: messenger RNA, 787 nt
Organism: Anopheles funestus (African malaria mosquito)
Lineage: Eukaryota; Metazoa; Arthropoda; Insecta; Diptera; Culicidae
Exons: 2
Coding region: 158-700 (180 amino acids)
Source: RefSeq, a predicted model, not a curated record
AAUUAAAAACGCAAACAGCAUUCUAAGAGUGAGUGACAGCUCUGUUAACAAUUGCGUGCUAUGUCCAAUAUUCUGUUAAUUGUGUUGAGGAAUAUGGUAUAAAAGUUCUCACCGGCCAUUUGUAUCUAUUCAGUUUUCCAGUGAUUUUCUUUACAUAAUGGAGUUUAGUAGACCAGUGGUAGUUAUUUUGUUGAUUGUACUGCUAUCUUGCCACUAUCAAGCGUUUGGUUUAAAAAUAAGGUUUGAAAGUAUUGAACAAACUCUAGGUCAGGACAUCGCGUGGACUGAUAUACGCGUCAGAAAGUAUAACCGAACAUCAACGGUUGCAAAUGGUACUGUUUACAUGUCUAAAGAGAUAACUAACGACUACGAGUAUCAGUUAGAUGUAUUCUACAGCCGGCUCGGUAAUCAACAGUUUAACCACAUGCCGAUGAAGCUUCCAACUGCGGGAUUUUGUAACUUUAUAGAUCAUAUAUAUAAAAACUAUCCCGGGUACAUGAGCUUUUUUGAGAAUGGACCACAAGAAGGUGAAUGUCCGAUCAAGGUACGAGAUGUCCACGUAUUUGAUAAAGAAUUUCCUUCCGAAGCAGUGCCGCCAUUACUUGUAAGGAAUGGUUUGUACAAAGCGUUAGUAAGUUGUGUGCUUCAUGGAACGGAGGUCUUGAGCUUUUCUAUGAUUUUAAAAGCAACUGAUAUCUGAACCGGGUGAGUCGUGUUAAUAGUUGUAAUGUUGUUGCUUUGUGUGGAAGAACAAUUCAAAAGAUGAAAGAAAAAGGGUGCAGUUGAA